GACAGUAUGUAAGCAUUUGUCACCGGCUUUGGUUGGCCAAUUAUUCCAUUUGCACUGAGCUGAGUGUAUAUUCGAGUUUAUUCCAUACGAGCACCAGGCAAGCCAAGCAUUGAGAACCACUUUAUUGUCAACGGCUGUACUCGUACUAAUCAGUGUCAACAAUUACCUAAUUUUAGCGUGUUGUUAUUAUUUAUCGUGUCAAAUUUGUACUCUUUUUUUCUGUGCAAUUUUCGAUGAUUAAAUAUAGCCAAUCAAAUGUUUGGCUAGUUUUAGUUUAGUGAAUCAAUAAAUAUUAGUUUGUUGAGUGGCUCAGUUGGUUGUUGCACGAUGAGCAGUAAGGGCGAAGUCAGACGACGCGUGAUGACACCGAAUACCAAUACGCACACUUCCGAUCCGCUGUUGCAGCAGCGCGGCGCGGAAUUACGAACCCGAAGCAUUUGGCAGCGCGUUUUCGUUGAACAUGGCAAACUCAAAUGGUACUGGGCGCCUGUCUUCCUUGCCUCUUGGGUGCUUCUCUACUUCUUCGUUUCCAUACCCGCCUAUCAUCGAUUACCCAAACCGAUUAAUAUUGCGGAUGAAUUUCGCUAUCCGGAUCGUUUUAUAGCUGAAAGAGCCGAGCAAAAUUUGGCACAACUCAUUGCAUUGGGGCCGCGUGUGGUGGGUAGUGAGGCAAACGAGCAAAAUGCCAUCAAAUACUUUCAGAGGAAAUUGAAAGAUUUACAAGCUGGUGCUAACCCUGCACUAGAAAUUGAGGGUGAUGUGCAGCUGGCAUCGGGCAGCUAUUGUCACUGGGACAUGGUUAAUAUGUAUCAGGGUAUACAGAAUUUUCUCAUUAAAAUUGGCCCAAAGGACACGAAUAGCACAUCCUAUUUGUUGGUAAACAGUCACUUCGACUCCGUGCCGCAUGGUAAAGGCGCUGGUGAUGACGGCACAAUGGUGGCCAUAAUGUUGGAGACCGUACGCGUUUUAUCGAAAUCGGACAAACCGCUUCGCAAUCCAGUCGUCUUCCUCUUCAAUGGCGCUGAGGAAAAUCCACUACAGGCAUCACACGCUUUCAUCACACAGCAUAAAUGGGCGAAGUAUAUCAAAGCUUUAAUAAAUUUGGAUUCAGCUGGCAGUGGUGGACGCGAAAUUCUUUUCCAAUCUGGUCCUAAUCACCCUUGGUUAAUGAAGCAUUACCGACGCGCUGUAAUGCAUCCGUAUGCCUCCACUGUGGCGGAAGAAAUGUUCCAGCGACACUUUAUACCAUCUGACACUGAUUUUAGGAUAUUCCGCGACCAUGGACGUGUGCCUGGAUUGGAUAUGGCUCAUCAGUACAACGGUUACGUCUAUCACACACGCUUCGAUGUGCCAGAGAUCAUACCACGUGGCACCUUCCAGCAUACAGGUGAUAAUGUGCUCGCGCUGGUACGCGAAAUUGCCAAUGCACCCGAGUUGGAAGAUCCUUCGCGCUACUCUGAGGGUCACACCGUCUUCUUCGAUGUACUCGGCCGGUCAUUGGUGUUCUACAGCGAAACCGAGGGUAUCAUUGUGAAUAUCUUCGUUUCGCUGGUGGCCAUUGCCACUUGCACAUACUCUUUCAAACAGAUGACACACAGCACUGGCACGAAAUUUGGCAACGUUGCUAAUCGCGCUCUUACGCUCUUCGGUGUACAAGUACUCGCCGUAAUCACUGCGACUGCACUUUGCUUCUUUAUGGCAUUCUUUAUGGAUGUACUGCAUAUGCCCAUGUCUUGGUUCACCAACUCAUGGUUGAUUAUGGGUUUGUACUUUUGUCCGCUAUUCUUCGGUUUCGCCAUUGUGCCAGCGAUUUACUUCCACUUGCAACGGAGGGAUCGCUUCCCGCUCGGCUAUCGCGUUCAAAUUCUGCUACACUGUCAUUGCCUCUUCCUGGCCUUCGUUACACUAAUCGCUACCAUCGCUGGCAUACGUUCGGCUUUCAUGCUAAUGAUCGCAGUGCUAUUUUACACUUUGGGCUUGAUCGUGAAUUUAAGCACCAAACUGCAUAACAAAUCUUUACCUUGGCUUAUUCCACACAUCAUCUGCAAUAUUCCACCCUUCAUCUUCUAUGGCUAUCUCUCACACGGUUUCUUUGUCGCCUUCAUUCCGAUGACCGGCCGCUUUGGCGCUAGCGUUAAUCCAGAUCUGAUCAUUUGCGCAUUUACAGUUGGCGUAGGUAUACUUACUGGUGGUUUUAUGAUUCCAGUUCUCAAUCUGUUCCAUAAGUCCAAGACCAUCAUCUGUUCUUUGCUCGCCUUCACGGCUCUAUUCUUGAUAUUCGCGGCGACCCCUAUUGGCUUCCCAUAUCGACCAGAAACUAACAUUCAACGCUUUUCUGUGUUGCACACUCGUCGCGUCUUCCACGAUGAAACGAAUAACGUGCGACGUCUAGAGACUGGCUAUUUCAUUUUGCCGCAGGAUCGUCGCACUUAUUCCGUGAAAAAUCACUUGCUCAACAUGUCCUUGGCUCAAAACCUCAACAAAGAUUGCGAAACGGAGAUGUUGUGUGGUCUGCCGCUUUACAAUCAUCGUUGGCAUAAAGCGCGUGCCUCAAGUUUAUGGAUACCCGGUCCAGAUCCCAAGUUCGAUAGAGUGCCUGAAGUGAAAUUACUUUCCAAAAAUCAAUUAAGUAAAACUUCAAUUCGUUAUGAACUGGAGUUAAGUGGACCUGACCAUAUGGGCUUAUACAUCAAUCCUCUGAAGGACCGUGAAAUGAGCUCUUGGUCGUUCCAUUAUAGUCCAUUGCGUUUGGGUUGGAAGCCGCCAUAUUUCAUUUAUUUCUCAUAUGGCAAAGAUAGUAGCCCGCUGAAAUUCACACUCGAAUUAGAGAAUCCUUCAGAGGACUGGAGCUCGCCAAUAUUUGAAAUUGGCAUUGCUGGACAUUGGAAUCAUGAUGAGAGUGCACAUACAGCGGAAUUUAAGAAGUUCCUUCAAAGCUUCCCCAAAUAUGUAGAUGCGAUAGCUUGGCCGGCAUAUUAUGAGACACGACUGUUUUAAGUCCAGCUUUAGUUAUUUAUACAACUGUAUAUGAGUGUAUGCGUGUAUUUAAUUGCGUAUUUUAACUACUUAAACGCAUAAUUUUGCCAAUGAGCAUUUUUUUAUUUAUUUUGUAUGAAACUGUAGGGUAUUAAAAUCAAUAAAUAUAUAAGAAAACUUA
Messenger RNA from Rhagoletis pomonella (apple maggot), 3157 nucleotides. Its product is annotated as endoplasmic reticulum metallopeptidase 1. NCBI's taxonomy places the organism in Eukaryota, Metazoa, Arthropoda, Insecta, Diptera, Tephritidae. Gene Ontology annotation, biological process: proteolysis. The transcript has 15 exons. Gene Ontology annotation, molecular function: metalloexopeptidase activity. Bases 328 to 2997 code for a protein of 889 amino acids. The record is from RefSeq and is a predicted model, not a curated record.